AUGACAGACGUGUGUAUCCAUCCUUUUCUGACUGACUGCACUGUAAUUCCUGCACGGAAAAACACGCGCAUUUUCGCAAAUAAAAAUCUAAAAAUCGCGUUUCGUUCUAGAAAUAAAUUCCUCCGGAGUACUUUCUUGCUUCGGAGGGACGAGGGACUUUUAGACUGACAGCGUAAAAAGCUCGGGACUCGGAAUCUCGUUUCCUCCCGGUUGACAAGGGCAGAGCCGUAUCGAUCUCCCGGUUGUCUAUCGACGUUAACUUAAAGGUACCUUUUCCCCUCUGGUUGACAGAGCUUUGCCAAGCGGCGACGAAGAUCCAGGCAUCUUUCCGUGGCCACAUGUCGAGAAAGGAGCAGGCUACAGCCCUUGUGAAAUCGGCGGAGAACGCCGUCGAGGACUUGGAGGACAAGCCGAAUCGAAUGUUCACUUCAGCAACAGAUAACGUUGUUUUAACAAAACUAACGGCAUGCGUCACUGUUGGAAACUUCGCAAUCGAUCCGUACGCUGCAACUAUAGCCGAGCAUCGUUACAUGCCCGUUCAGCAGGGAAUUCACCUUUAG
Heterotrigona itama is the source of this 560-nucleotide messenger RNA. The record is from the annotation of a GenBank genome assembly. Lineage: Eukaryota; Metazoa; Arthropoda; Insecta; Hymenoptera; Apidae.